Lactuca saligna is the source of this 1720-nucleotide messenger RNA. NCBI's taxonomy places the organism in Eukaryota, Viridiplantae, Streptophyta, Magnoliopsida, Asterales, Asteraceae. The record is from the annotation of a GenBank genome assembly.
UUAAUUAUGAAUUUAUUGGUUUUUUUCAUGUGUAGAUUCAUAUUUUCUCUGUUUUAGUCGUUAGUUAGGAUGUUCUUUACAGUCACGAAGGUUACUAUUUUUGCUUACAAUUCUAUAUGGUUUAAAUUUUCUUGCAGAAAAUGAAUAUAGGAAAUAAAGUUUACCUAAAUAACAUUAACGAGAUAGAUAAAAAAUCACAUAUCAAGGUUCGGGUGCUUCAAAUCUGGAACUUUGUCAAAAAUAAUAAAGUUUGUUCAAUUGAAAUGAUCCUGAUGGACGAGGAGGGUACACAAUAUCAUGCUCGUUUCUUCAGUCAGAAUUUCUCCCGAUUUCGUCAUCUUUUAAAGGAAGAUGAAAGUUAUAUAAAUUAUAAAACCCGAUAUGGCUGCUGUUACUAAUGGUUUUAGUUAUACAGGUCAUAAACAUACCUUAACUUUGGAUUGGAAAAGCAUCCUAAAAAAAUGUUAUGAUUUUUCGGGUCCGGUGAAUGGAUUUAUGUUUGUUGAUUUUAAUUAUGUCAUAGAACAAACAUGCCCAAGAGACACAUUCUUUGAUGUUAUUGGACAGAUCGUGUCAUUUAGGCCUCUUGAAACUUCAAAUCCUGUAGCAUCCAAGCAUUAUAUAAAACUCACUCUUAGCAACCUAGAGUAAGAUUAUAUUUUCUAAUUUCUUUAUUAUCUUUAAUUUAUCACAAUUUAAUAUUAAUAACUAAUUUCUUUGUUUAUUUAGUUCUGUACAUCUGAAGGUUACUAUUUUUGGAAGUCAAGCAUAUCAAAUGUUAUAAUACCUAAAAAAAUAACCCGAAGGUUAAUUGUGUUGUUAUAGUGAUGCGGUUUUUGAAGCUAAACAUUUGGAAUGGUUUGUAUUCACUCUUUAUAUGAAUUGGUGAAGCUAAAAGUCAAUUGUUCAUAAAUUCUGACAUUUACAAAAUUAAUGAGUUUAAAAAUAAAUUGAAAUGUCAUGACAAUGUCAGUAUAAUUGAAAAAAACAUAACUACACUUCAAAUUUACUCUUCUUCAUAUACAGAUGACUUUAAAUGCAAUUUUCCAUUAAAGCAGUUUAUGAGAUCACCGAACCACUUAAGGAAAUGAAGUUUUUAUUAGUUGCUUCCAUUGUUAAUAUAAGGCAUAAUCUACCAUGGUAUAUAAUUCCAAUCAAUGUACAAGAUUGUAAUGGCACCAUUGGAUUUACUCUUUUAGACAGAGAAGCAAAGAGGCUGUUAAAUAUAAGUGCAUAUGAGUUGAAAAAGAUACAUGAAGUGGUCGGAGAUAGUGAUAGACUAUUUCCAAUGCAACUUAACGUGUUGAAAAACCGCAAGUUUGGUUUUCUUGUAGAUAUUACAAAAUGCAAUGUCAAAAACUAUAAUAAUAUCUACACAAUUCUCAAAGUUACAGAAGAUAUGUCCAAUGUUUCUGAAUUGGAAAGUAAAAUAGAACUUAUGAGUAUUCAAUCUGUUUCCUUAAAUUAUGUUCCUUUGGAAUCACAUGAUGUUGUACAGCCUGUUCAAAAGGAUGUGAUAUCAAAAAUAGAUGAAAGUUUUACACAUUCAACAGUUGAUAAAUCAACCGCAACAAGUCCUAGCAAAAUAUCAACUGAUUUGAAGCGCAACCUCCAAGAAAUUUAUGACGUUGAUUCUGGAGAUGAUUUAAGUACAACUAAGGCUAAAAGAAAAUCAAUCGGAGAGGAAACUCCACUCUUAAUUCCAAAAUUAGAGAAAUGA